AAGUUAUUCAAAUCUUCUGUCUGUUCUCGUGCGAAAAUGCAUCGCAGCUUUCCAGUAGAAAAUGACGGCCCCAAAAGGAGUAUUCAUAUUGAUGAUCAUAAUAAUGACAAAGAAAAACCCGUCAUUGUGCCACAAAUAUUACUUAACGACUCAAAUAUUUCAGAUGUUGAAAAGCUUGAUAAAACAGAGAAUUUGGACUGUAUAGUGGAUGCUUUGAGAUGUGCACUUGCUAGUUCUGAGAGACAUGUGGAAUCUGAAAACCAUUAUAAGAACGAUAUUAAGAAUCUACUCACUGAAGCUAAAUCGUUGCAGGCAAAACUCAAAGAAAAGAAAUACUUUAUAAUAAAUCAUUUUCAGGAUGUUUUUUCGAAUCUUACGGAAGAAAAGUGAAAUGACAUUAAAGUCAAUUACGAAUCAUUUAUAACGUUUAAGUUCUACAUUUUGUCAGAAUAGAUUCGCAUUUUGUACGCUACCGGCUCAAAACUUCAUAGUAAUGAGAGCUUUUUAACGAUAUAUUAUUAAACUAUAGAAUAGGCAGACAUCUAUCAGAAAAAUAGUGAACAUUGAUUUAUAAACGGGAGAGUUAUUUGUGGUGACCGGGAUCAAUUUCUUGUUCGAUAUCUCUAUAAACUGAUAAUAUUCCAGUUCAUAUUUUUGGUUCUGUAAAACAAAGUCAGUGAAAGCAUCCUUGAUAUACUUAAACUAUUAACAAAA
Messenger RNA from Schistosoma turkestanicum, 714 nucleotides. Lineage: Eukaryota; Metazoa; Platyhelminthes; Trematoda; Strigeidida; Schistosomatidae. The record is from the annotation of a GenBank genome assembly.